Oncorhynchus gorbuscha (pink salmon) is the source of this 1727-nucleotide messenger RNA. RefSeq names its product GPI-anchor transamidase-like. Gene Ontology annotation, biological process: proteolysis; protein localization to cell surface; attachment of GPI anchor to protein. Gene Ontology annotation, molecular function: GPI-anchor transamidase activity. The transcript has 11 exons. The record is from RefSeq and is a predicted model, not a curated record. Bases 68 to 1237 code for a protein of 389 amino acids. Gene Ontology annotation, cellular component: GPI-anchor transamidase complex. NCBI's taxonomy places the organism in Eukaryota, Metazoa, Chordata, Actinopteri, Salmoniformes, Salmonidae.
UCAUCAAAGAAGAAGAAGCAGAAGAAGAAGAAGAACCUAAGGCGAUAGCUCUUCCUGUAGUAGCAACAUGGCUAGUUGUUGUUCCCUGAAAGUAUUCACACUUUUCAGCCUGUUUAUUGUUCCUGGCGCGGUGGAAAGUAAUAAUAUUGAGGCUAAAGCUGGUCAAUUCUUCAGCAGUGGACACACAAACAACUGGGCAGUUUUGGUGUGCACAUCCAGAUUCUGGUUCAACUAUCGUCAUGUGGCCAACACACUAUCUGUGUACCGUAGUGUCAAGAGACUGGGCAUCCCAGACAGUCACAUAGUUUUGAUGCUGGCAGACGACAUGGCGUGUAACCAUAGAAACCCGAAGCCGGCCACGGUGUUCAGUCACAAGAACAUGGAGCUCAACGUGUAUGGAGAUGACGUAGAGGUGGAUUACCGUGGUUACGAGGUGACCGUUGAGAACUUCCUUCGUGUGCUGACGGGAAGGCUGCCACCCAGCACGCCGCGGUCUAAACGCCUCCUCUCUGACGACCACAGCAACAUCCUCAUCUACCUCACUGGUCACGGUGGGAACGGCUUCCUGAAGUUCCAGGACUCUGAAGAGAUCAGCAACGUGGAGCUGGCCGAUGCCUUUGAACAGAUGUGGACUAAGAGAAGGUACAAUGAGCUGCUGUUCAUCAUUGAUACGUGUCAGGGAGCCUCCAUGUAUGAGAGAUUUUACUCUCCUAACCUCAUGGCCCUGGCCUCCAGUCAAGUAGGAGAGGACUCCCUGUCGCACCAGCCAGACCUGGCUAUCGGGGUCCAUCUAAUGGACAGGUAUACAUUCUACCUGUUGGAGUUUCUGGAGGAUAUUCACCCUGCUAGCACCGCUAACAUGAAUGAUCUGUUUAAGGUGUGUCCUAAGAGUCAGUGUGUGUCCACUCCGGGCCACCGUACAGACCUUUUCCUCCGGGACCCCGGAAACGUCCUCAUCACCGACUUCUUUGGCAGUGUCCGUAAAGUAGAGAUCACCAUGGAAACCAUCAACCUGACAGCUCCCAUGGUGCAUCUGGCUGUGGAAAGACCAGUAGGUGAGCUGAAGACAGAGAGCCAGUCAUAUGUGGACCAACUACCAGUGGCUGAGAUUAUACACCAGAAACCAAAGCAGAGGGACUGGCACCCUCCAGAUGGUUUCAUCCUGGGUUUGUGGACUCUCAUCCUCCUGGUCUUCUUCAAGACGUACGGCGCCAAGCACCUUAAGCACAUCUUCUAACCCCUGACCUUUUGAAACCCAACCUCUGACCCAUUUCUGCUCCUUGUGCAGUUUGCACCAGUUCCCUUGGCUUCCUAGAUUUGAAAGAGGACUGGUAUAGGACUCAUGGUGAAUACUCUAAAGCGCAGGCGUUCAUCCAUCCGAUUAUUUUAAAUGCACGGGGAAUCGUGCACGACUGCACACUUCAGGAUAAAGGACAGGCAAUUGGGACGCGGUGUUGGCGAGGUCCCAAUCUUCUGGAUUACUAGAAGACUACAAAGAUGUUAUUAACAGGGAAUGAAUGAUGCAGUCUUUUAGUGGUAAUUGCCUUUCUAAGUCAUUCUAUUUCUAUGGUUAUUAACAUUAUCGAACGGGGCGAUCUGUGAUUGGUACAUCCAUUUUGUUAUUGUUUGAAGAGCAGAUGGUUUAUGUUUAAACUCUGAACUGUGUUGGAGAGAAUGUGGUGACAACACUGACCUGCACAAAGACACAUUGUUGUGCCUUUCUGGAC